AUGGCGUCGGGACGCGAUGUGCGCGAUAUGUUAGGGCUGCCUGCUGCCGGCGGUGAUGCGCCAAAGACGGUAGGUCCAGCAGCAGUGGCACAGCAGACUCAAAAGCGGUCCAAGCCUGCGGGAGGGAGCAGGAAGAUACAGGGCGUUGCGCGCGAGGUUGCUGCGCUGUAUGGCGAACGGCCGCCGCCCGUCGCCGUCUACGAGGAGAAGAAGGCGUAUCGGGCGAAGAGACAGAGCACGGGGCCUGCGAAGAAAUGGAUACAGCAGCCCUUUACGAACCCAGCGCGCGCUGAUGGCCUUGUGCUGAAGCACUGGCGGCGCAAACCCACGACGACCGCACCGCCUGUGCAAGAGGCUGGCGACGCGACUAUGCAGGAAGCAAGCGGCGACGAUGCUGCCGCGACUACUACCGCCGACUCGUACCUCGAAUCAUGCUCCGACUAUGCAAAGUACGACAUCAAGGUCGACAUGCCAGGUUUCACCGAUGAGGAGUACGACCAGUAUCUGCGCAGCGACGACUGGAGCCGCGAGGAGACCGACUACUUGUUUGGAGUAAUCCGCGACUACUCGUAUCGCUGGCCGGUCAUCUGGGACCGCUACGACUACCAACCAGCGCGACACCAUGCGCCCGAAACCGCGCCUGGCGACGACCAUGCAUUAGCUACAAUGCCCUUCGCACCUUCCAAGAAGCGCUCGCUUGAAGACCUCAAGGCGCGCUUCUAUGACAUAUCCGCGAAGCUGAUGAAGCAGCGUAUACCAGAAGUCUCCAUGGACGCCGACCAGUACAGUCUCUAUGAGAUGCUCACAAAGUUCGACCCUAAUAUGGAACGGAACCGAAAGAUGCUGGCCACGGCCCUCAUAAACCGAACAAUGGACGAGGUCAAGGAAGAGGAGUUCUUGCUCACCGAGCUUCAACGUAUCAACAUGGCAGCGAACCGCCUCGAUGCCGAACGCGAAGAACUACGAGCCCGACUGGACGCACCACCUGCAAAUCCACAAGCCUCGGCCGGCCUCCAAGCCUUUACAUCUUCACAAGCCCUUCAAGCCCUCUUCCAGCAACUAUUCCAGCAGGAUCGCAGCAAGAAACGUGCAUCAGGCGGCGCAACAGGACCAGGUCGUCUCAGUCUCUCUGCCAACGACAUGGUCCAUACUCCCGGCUCUGCGCAACAACAACUAUCUGCUGCGAACCGCCGACAAAGCAUGGCACAACACCACGAAAAGACGGCCCAAACACCCGUCAAACACCUCUCUCCACAUCAAGAACACCGAUUCAAUGUAUCAACACACGACCGGCUUACCUCUGGUGUCACAUUUGGCUCGGACAAGCUGCUCAAGAUGCGACAAGCAAAGAGCAACGUACAAACGCAGAAGAUUGGACAAAUGCUUGCCGCCCUCGGCGUGAGCGAAAUCGUCAGCAUACCAACCAGCAAAAUCGCCGAUGUAUUCGAGCAACUCGUUGCAAAAGUCAGCCGCCUCCUCGACGUACGCAAAGUACGCGAAAAGGAAGAAGGCGAAUGCAAAGUACUGCUCGCCAUGAAGGAGCGGCGGAACGGCGGAGCAGGCAAAGAAACUGGAGCAAGCGAAACCAACAAUGCCACCACGUCCAAUAAUAACAAUAGCAACAACAACAAACAACCCAAACAAGAACAACCCAACCCCGAAGUCGACGCCGACGCCGACGGCGAAAACGACGACGAAGAAGACGACGUGAACAAAAACUACGGCGGCGACGACGCAGAAGGCGACGCAGACGAAGGAGGUCACGACGCUGAUAACCUCCACGACGAUGACGCCGAGGGGGAGGAAGAAGACGAUGACGACGACGACGAUGAAGACGAAGGUGGCUUCAACGGCGAAGUAGAAGAUGAUGACGGCGAUGUAGAUGCAGAAGGCGAGGAUGAGAGUAGUAAACAGCAAAGUCGGGCUACUAGCCAAGGUGCUGGUGGUAUGCAAGGGCAAGGGCAGAGUCAAGGACAAGGGCAGGGACAAGGGCAAGGGCAUAAAAGGAGUGCGAGUGUGUUUUCUCAGGGGAGUGAGGGUGAGGUUAGUAGCAGUAAGAGGGUUAGGAAGUAAAAAGGAAACUCAUGUAUUCAUCCCGCGUGGGGGUGGGAGUUUGUGAAAGUUCUUGGGAUUUUUUGUUGGGACUUUUGUCGGUAUUGAUACUUGCAUAGCGAGGCGUUUCUGGUUGGUGGGAAAGAAGAGACAGAGAGAGAGAGAGAGAGUGUGUGUGUGUGAUUAUUCAUGUAUGGGUUUUUAUAUGAGAUGCUAUGUAACAUACAUGCAUGCAUAGGAGGGUAGGGAGGGAGGAUAUUCAUGUAUGUGCGAACAGGUCAUCAAAUUUUAUCUAUCCCAAGAUAUAUACAGCAUACUUAUGUAGACUAGAUACCGUAUGCAUGUCUCUGAACA
Molecule: messenger RNA, 2406 nt
Organism: Pyrenophora tritici-repentis Pt-1C-BFP
Lineage: Eukaryota; Fungi; Ascomycota; Dothideomycetes; Pleosporales; Pleosporaceae
Biological process (GO): chromatin remodeling; DNA repair; negative regulation of transcription by RNA polymerase II
Cellular component (GO): NuA4 histone acetyltransferase complex; Swr1 complex
Molecular function (GO): transcription corepressor activity
Source: RefSeq, a predicted model, not a curated record